Messenger RNA from Scaptodrosophila lebanonensis, 1117 nucleotides. It is a transcript of the gene Der-1, whose product is annotated as derlin-1. Bases 116 to 859 code for a protein of 247 amino acids. The record is from RefSeq and is a predicted model, not a curated record. Gene Ontology annotation, cellular component: endoplasmic reticulum membrane; Hrd1p ubiquitin ligase ERAD-L complex. Gene Ontology annotation, molecular function: ubiquitin-specific protease binding; misfolded protein binding. Gene Ontology annotation, biological process: endoplasmic reticulum unfolded protein response. NCBI's taxonomy places the organism in Eukaryota, Metazoa, Arthropoda, Insecta, Diptera, Drosophilidae. The transcript has 3 exons.
AGGGAAAGACACGUAAAUCAACAACUGAUUGGUGCAAAUCAUUCAAUAUUGUUAAGAAAUCACAAUCACGUAAAAGGAAUUUCCAAUCGAAAAGACCACACAGCGACGCUUCAGCAUGGCAGACGCAGGCCAAUGGUAUAACUCGCUGCCGCGCUUCACCCGCUACUGGCUGACGGCCACAGUCGGCCUCAGCCUGCUCUGUCGCUUCGGCUUAUUGCCCAUGGAGUACAUGUACCUGUCGCGAGAGCUUGUCUUCACCCGCCUCCAACUGUGGCGCUGCGUGACUUCGCUGUUUGUGUUUCCACUCAGUGGGGCCACCGGCUUCCAUUUCCUCAUUAACUGCUACUUCAUCACACAGUACAGCCAGCGGCUGGAGAAGGAUCAGUAUGCACGCAGUCCAGCGGAUUAUAUGUAUUUACUGAUGAUCAUUGCUGUGCUGGCCAAUCUGGGCGGCAUGCUGUUUAACGUUUACUUUCUAAUGGACAUGCUGGUCGUUGCCAUUACCUACAUCUGGUGCCAGUUGAACAAAGAGGUGAUUGUCACCUUCUGGUUUGGCAGUCGCUUCAAGGCCAUGUAUCUACCUUGGGUGCUGGCGGGCAUCGAGCUAAUAUUCCAUGGCUCCCUGGCCUCGCUGGUGGGCAUUUUCAAUGGCCAUGUCUACUACUUCUUGAAAUUCCAAUACCCACAAGAGCUCGGCGGCAAUGCGCUGCUGGAAACGCCGCAGUUUCUCAAACGCUUGGUUCCCGACAUUUCCGGCGGCAUCAGCGGCUUCGGCGUGCCACCAGAGAGCAGAGCGCCGCCACCACGUCAAACGCAGGCCAAUACUUGGGGCCGUGGCAUGGCACUGGGACGCAACUGAAGCGCACAAAACUUAGUUAGAUGUUCUCAUAUAGUUUCUACAAUUCUGUUUUCUAUUGGUUACCCUCCAACAACUGUGCUGCAUUUGUAACUUUGAACACGCUCUCGUUUAUACACGAUUUCCUACUCUAAAUCCUUAUGUUAGUUGACCAUUUAGUUAACAAUGUUAAGUCGGGGUAUAUUAAAGCAAUGAAAGAUUAUGUAAAACGAUGGAAAUUAUCUUAUUGUAUUCAUUAAAACAACAAAAUGUGAAAACUAA